Molecule: messenger RNA, 5420 nt
Organism: Nasonia vitripennis (jewel wasp)
Lineage: Eukaryota; Metazoa; Arthropoda; Insecta; Hymenoptera; Pteromalidae
Product: homeotic protein proboscipedia
Exons: 4
Coding region: 646-3402 (918 amino acids)
Biological process (GO): regulation of DNA-templated transcription
Molecular function (GO): DNA-binding transcription factor activity, RNA polymerase II-specific; DNA binding
Source: RefSeq, a predicted model, not a curated record
GCGCUGCCGCGCGGUUCUCUCGCUCGCUCCUCGUAUACCUAUAACGCUCGCCGCCGACUGCAGUCCGCUCUCCUCGCUGCGGCUACACAGCGCUCUGGUCCCUCUCUCCGCGCCUCCGUCUAGCUGUAUAGUUAUACGAGGUGCCCUCUCCGCGAGUGAGGCGCGCCGCCUACGUCGGGAGGGCUGAACCGGGCCGGUACCGGCCGCCCAUUGGCUCACGAUCCGCCGGCGCGCGCGCGCGCCCGCCAACAACAGGGACACGCCAUACGGACUGUACACUCUGGUAGUGUCUGCUCGGGGCCGGAGCCAAGCGCGCGUAUAGCUGGUACACACUCUCUGCGCUCUCCGCACCAGUCGACCCUUUCUCAUCCAGCUUCUGGUAUCGGUGUGCGCGAUCGGUAUCGCGUGUCGGAGUGCUGCUGUCCUCGACGAGUGCGAAUCGAAGAAAUGCAUCGUACAUCGACGGAACGAAUGAUUAAUGGGAGUAUGGGAGUGGCUUGAGUGAUCAGUGAGACAUCGGUUGCGGGACAAAUUGCGCGACUCCGAGACGAUAUGCGGGAAAUCGGCAGCCUCUGAGAGACCAGAAACUGUAGAGAGGAAAGUGUCAUGUGUCUUUGAGCGGUGUGCGAUCCUCGAGAAAUUUUGAUGCGCGGCAUUCACCGCGGCAUCGAGGAGCCGCUGGCCGUCGGCGUCAACAGCUACUGCGCCUCUCACCUGUACGAGGCCGUGACGAGCAGCCAGCACCACCAGUCCUCCUCGCAGCACCAGCUCCGUCAUUGCGAGCCGUCGCAUCCGGCACUGCACCAGCAGCUACCACCGACGAGCUACGAGGAGGAGGUUCCGGUGGGUCGAGCCGUAGGAGAGGACGAGAAGACGAGGUCGCCGACGCCGCCAGCCGUCCUGGCUACCGACGGCGGCGGUGGCUUCUGGCUGGCCUCGGUGGCUGCGGGGGCCGGGGUCGGUGCAGUUCUGCCCCCGCACGGGGCCCACCCGGCCGUCAUGGACGUCGGGGUCGCCAGCGCCGAGACCGGCUUCAUCAGCAGCCAGCCGUCCAUGGCCGAGUUCAUGACGGCCCUGCCCCAGGGUAUACCCGGACCCGAGGCCGGAGCAGGUGCUGCUGCCGGUGUCGUUGGUGCUGCUGGUCCCUUGAGUCCCGGCGCCCAUCAUCCCGGCGGCUACCACGGCAUGAUGGACCCGCAUGGGGUGCAGGACGCCUCGGGCGUCAACGUGCCCGAGUACCCCUGGAUGAAGGAGAAGAAGACCACGAGGAAGAGCAGCCAGCAAGAAAACGGCCUGCCCAGGAGAUUAAGAACGGCGUACACAAACACCCAGCUAUUGGAGCUCGAGAAGGAGUUCCAUUUCAAUAAGUACCUCUGCCGGCCUCGAAGAAUAGAGAUCGCGGCGUCGCUCGAUCUCACCGAGAGGCAGGUGAAGGUCUGGUUCCAGAACCGGCGCAUGAAGCACAAGCGGCAGACCCUGAGCAAGGACGAGGGCGACGAGAAGGACGGCGGCUCGUCCGACGGCCUGGAGAAGUCCGGCAAGAGCGAGAAGCUGCUCGGGCUGGACGAGGAGGAGAAGAAGAGCUGCCACAACUGUGAUAUUUCCGGAGUCGGCGACGUCGGCAGCACGUUGUCCGGCGACGUUACCGAUCUCGCCUCCGUCCGCGGCUCCGUCGGCGCCAACAGCAACAACAACACCCCCAGCGCCACCAACAACAACAACAACACCGCCGGCUACAACGCCAACAGCAACGGAGCCAGCAGCGUCGGCAGCACCAACAGCGUCUCCAGCACCUUCGACAAGAUGAUGGUGGACGAGGACUCGCGCUCGCACGACGGCAGCGACGUCACCUCGCCCAGCCUGUCCAGCUCGAAGAAGCUCGACGUGCGGGUGAAGCUCGAGGCCGAGCACAAGAGCCCGAACGCCGGCAAGCAGAUCAGCAUCAGCAAGAAGUCGCCGUCGAGCGGCGCCGUCGGCAAGGACCUCUGCUCCGUCAGCAGCAACGGCGUGCUCCUGGCCCUGCCCGACUCCACCGUCGGCACGCCGAGCCUGCCGAACCAGCCCGGCUCCUCGACGCGGAGCCUCACGCCCUCCUCUACCCCCGGCACCCCCGCGUCGGUGCAGCUCCAGCAGGGCAGUCCGCUGAACGUCCAGCAGCAGCAGCAGCAGCAGCAGCAGCAACAGCAACACGGAGUCUACAUGCAGCGGCCGCGAAGCUCGCCAUCCUCCAGCAGCAACAACAGCCUCCUGCACGGCUCGAUCUCGCCGCACAGCCGGGCGAUGGGCGGCAGCCACUUUCAGCAGAGCGUCUACCACCAGCAGACGUCGGCCGGCGGCAUCGACUACAGGAACGGCGUUCAGGUGGCCGGCAGGCAGCAGGUGCCGAUCGGCAAUCAGCAGCAGGGCGCCUACUGCGCCGGAUCUUCGAGGGAGACCGCGGCCGCGUAUCAUCAGCAGAGGAUCUCCUACGGCGCGGAGAUGCACCCGCAGUACGCGCGACAGCAGGCGUCCCAGCAGCAGCCGGCGAUGGGCCAUCGAACCGUCGCGGGCCAUCACUCGACGAGGGCCAGCGCCGCGAGGUCCAUGUACAACCACCACGGGAGCGUGCAGCAGCAGCAGUUCCAUCAGCAGCACAACCAGUACGCCAGCACCGGCGACUACAACGGCUACGCGCAGACCGGCGGCUACCACGCCUCCUACCACGCCAGAAGCAUGCCGAACGCCAGCAGCGCGGGCUACGGCUCGACGGCGUACCCGGGCACGCCGGAGCACAACAGCAGCGAGGCCUACAUGUCGGCGAACAAUUACGGCUACCCCGCGGCAGCCGCUUCCUAUCACGCCUCGCCCUCCGCCGGCGAGGCCCAUCACGCCCACGCGGCGGUCAGCAGCCACCAGACCGGCUACUACGGCGACCUGCACCAGCAGCAGCAGCAGCAGCAGCAGCAACACGCGGCCGACGCGUACCAUCAGACGGCCUCGAUGCACUCGGCGGGGCUGGACUACAAUCAGCCCCGGCAGCCGAGCAAUCCCAACAAGUGCGCCGCCGGCUACUACGAGCAGCAACCGCAGCAGCACGUGCACCAGGGCGGCGAGGCCUCGAGCAUCCCCGCGAGCUACGUCUCCUCGCCCGACCCCUUCCCGGCAACCACUGCCACGGCCAUCGCCGCCGCGACCGCAGCCGUCAUCGCUCCCCCCGUCUCCGGGCAGAGCGACUCGGCUGGACAGCAGCCGCACGAGGCCUACUCCGGCUUCGGCAGCUACUACGGCGCCGAUCCCCAGCAGCAGCAGCAGCAGCAGCAGCAGCAGCAGCCCCAGGCCGACAACAGCAACAGCUCCUCGGACUUUAACUUCCUGAGCAACCUGGCGAACGACUUCGCGCCCGAGUACUACCAGCUCAGCUGAGUCCACGAGCACGACGUCGUGCAGUCGUCGUCGUCCUCCUCCUCGGCCACCGUCAACCACAACAACAACAACAACAACAACAACAACAACAACAAUGGAAGCCACAACACUUGCCAGCAGCAGCUCGACUGGAACGACGAGCAGUACCUGCUCAACGAACUCUACUGACCCAGUGCUCGUUCGGAAUCAGUGUCCGGUGCCUCGCGCAUCCUGUGAUUGUUCUCCAGUGUGAUACGUGCAAUUUCGCCGCGACCGGAUGCGGCCAGCUGUCGCCAAAAUCAACAAAGACACUUGUAUGAUUUUCCUUUUAUUUUUUUCCGAGCGCGAUUUUCGUUCCAGGUCACACGAGCGCCGCGCGCACGGAUACGAUGUGAUUAUGGGCUUUCUUUACGACAACGCAUUUGCAUCUUAACGCCGUACACAGCCGCGGCGAUUUAUGGAAUCGCAAGCUGCUCGCGGAGAUAAUCGCGGCCGGAAUAUUUUUACAGUUUGGAUGCAGAUGAGCUUGGCUUGAGCUUUUUCUUUCAGCGCCCGUUGCGGCACUGCGAGAGGAGCUUUUAAUGGGAAUACACUAUAUACACAUAUAUAUAUAUAUAUAUAUAUAUAUAUAUAUAUAUAUAUAUACAUAGGCGCGACGAGAGAAUCGCAGAAUUUAGCGACCGGCCGCGCGCAAUCGGUCGAUAGACUAUAAUAUACAUAGCUAGAGAGACAAUAUCAAGAUAUGCCGCUGCGGAGUAUAGUGAUUUAAUUAUGAGACUUUUAAUAGAGUAUUUCUGAUAGUAUUGUGCAGGAUGUAAAAUAUAGGAACGAGAAUGCGAUGUGUAUAAAUACAAGUGUGGUUGCUUGGACGAGGAGUGCGGGACAUACGUGUGAGAAGGAAUGAGAGGAGCUUUUUGCUCCGAAAAAAUAUUUAAUAAUUUUUCGUUUCAUUCCUCUCACUCCUUCUUACGCGAAAGGGCCCUAAUUGUAGAUACAAUAACAUGUUCUGUAGUCUCGAUUGCGAAACUGUUCAUAAUAAAUAAUAUAUAUAUAUAUAGUUUACGGGAUAUCAUUCACGGCAAUAUUGUAAUUCUAGUGCCUGCGCUGUAUAAAGGGGGAAGUGUAUAAUAGUUGUUGCAAUAGAGAUCCUAACGGAGAUUAUACUUGCGAUAUAUUGUAUAUGUUUAUUAUAUCUCUACUAAAAUAGUCUCUAGAGUUGCCUGCACGACUUUUUUUAUUUUCGAAUGUCGAAUAUUCGAGUCGAUUUCUCGACUCGACGCGCGUGUGUGAGAGUUCGUGAGUACGAUCGUCGAAAGCGUUAUUGUGAGUCUAUACGUAUUAUAAAUCUAUAGAUGAUAUAUCGAAGUGGAGAAAAAUAAAAAUCCGUAGUUAUAUACGUAAAAGCCCGUCUCGAACCGUCUCUUUUGUAUAAAUUAUCUACGUCGCCUAUAGCUGUUGUUGUUCAUACAUCGCACACACACACACGUAUACAUAAACACGAAGAAAACAGCGCUUUAACCCUCCUAUAGAGCGAGUUUGAAAACCCUCAUUGUAAAUACUUGCAAAAUACGAGACACACCCACAUGCUAUAACGUAAUAUAAAUAUUAUAUAAAUAUAAAUGAAAAUUAAGCGAAUAAUAUACGUAAGCUGCGUUUUUGAGGUGAAUAAGCACGCGUAUACGUUAACUCAUCGACACACACACACACACACAUACAUACGCAAACAGUUGUCGGGAAUGCAUAGCUAGAGAAAGAGAAUAGCAUAAUGUGCGCGCAUGAUAACGAAACCGAAAGAAUACAAUGUAAUUCACUCUUUCGCAACUUAUCGUUCGCUGCGACGAUGAUGAAACCAAAUUCGACGAUUAUUAUAAAAGAAAUUUUUGCACUAGUUCCGUAUAACGAGGGUUGGAGCGGCUACGACAUCUAUAACUACAUAGAUAAACUUAGAUAGUCUCCAAUAUGUUGUACUAAAUUUCGAUUUGCCUUUAUGAAGGCAGAGAAGAAUCAAUUAAACGCCAGAUAAAGCAAAACAUAAACGA